AUGAUCCAGGUUUAUAGUGCAACUGGCAGUCCAAAGCUUAUCAGUAUGAAGUCCUUCAUUUAUACUUUGCUUGGUGCCGCGUUGGCUAGCUUGCCGAUGAUGGCAAAGGCCGACGACGUUUUCUAUGGACUUGACUAUGGUAUCGAAGCCAACAACUGCCCUUCACUCGACAAAAUGAAGCAAGACUUUCAAGCUGCACAAAAGUAUACGAAUCGUGUUCGUACUUUUGCUUUGCACAUUUGUGAUCAAGCUGACAUGGCGUUGGAAGCAACCCAAUCGCUUGGCAUGAACCUGUAUCUCGGCAUGUGGGUCGACAGACAGGACACGUUUGAUUUGGAGAUGCAGGCUCUCAAAAAUGUGCUAGAGAAGCACGACCUGAGCAACGUGGAUGCUAUCAUUGUUGGUUCAGAAGUGCUGUAUCGUGAAGAUACGGACGAAAACACUCUUACAAACUGGAUUCGUCAAGUCAAGGAGGUGGUUGGAUCUAAGGGCGUCAAGGUCACCAACGCUGAAACUUACAACAAGAUGUCCAAUGAAGUUAUUAAUGAAGUCGACUUUGUGUCCAUGAAUGCAUUCCCCUACUGGGAAGGUGUAGCGAUUGACGAAGCUGCUGACACGCUUAUUGACCAUUACAACCAGGUCAAGGGUAUGGCUGGCGACAAGGAGGUCAGAAUUUCCGAAACAGGAUGGCCUUCAGAAGGCGACAACUUUGGCGCUGCUGAGCCAUCCAUUGAGAACCAGAAUAAAUACAUGCAACAAGUUCUCUGCAAGACCCAGCAAAACAACAUUGAUAUGCUCUACUUUUCUCUCAUUGAAGAACCAUACCGCCCGGGCGUUGAAGGCCACUUUGGUAUCUUGGAUAAAGAUAGAAACCUCAAACAGGGCCUUGAUCCCAAACCCGCUUGUUAGAAUGAUCACAAGUGUGAACAUGUUAAUGAACCAACGAGAUGAGAUUUAACAAUAAUAGUAAGAAAAACGGAAACUAUACGAAAUAUUUAAUUUUGGAUGUGGAGGGAACUUUUAUACAAUUGUGUCGUCUAUUCUUGCUUUGGAACUUCUUGUUGUGCCGACUGUGGUGGACGAGCCCAUCCCUUGGGGAAUUGCAGCUGCUUCUUGGGGGUUGGGAGUUUCAGGGGAAUGUCUUCGAAUGUAUCCUUCAUAUCCUAUAUACAACGAGCAACCGCAUUUAGGAAAUCGUUCUGCACUCUCUUACAUAACAUCUCAAAGUGACACUAAUAAUCCCAUUUAAUGUGUAUUUUUACUUACCUUGGCUUCGGUUAACAAUUUCUUUAAAGUAUCGCUAACGUAUUUCUUGUUUUGCUUGCGGUGAGGGAACUUUUCACUGGACAAGACAAACUCGUCCG
Molecule: messenger RNA, 1364 nt
Organism: Zychaea mexicana
Lineage: Eukaryota; Fungi; Mucoromycota; Mucoromycetes; Mucorales; Lichtheimiaceae
Product: glycoside hydrolase superfamily
Exons: 5
Coding region: 1-909 (302 amino acids)
Biological process (GO): cell wall organization; carbohydrate metabolic process
Cellular component (GO): cell surface; extracellular region; fungal-type cell wall
Molecular function (GO): glucan endo-1,3-beta-D-glucosidase activity; 1,3-beta-glucanosyltransferase activity
Source: RefSeq, a predicted model, not a curated record